This is a messenger RNA of Penicillium cataractarum, 1638 nucleotides long. Its product is annotated as cytochrome P450. The transcript is spliced from 4 exons. Bases 1 to 1638 code for a protein of 545 amino acids. NCBI's taxonomy places the organism in Eukaryota, Fungi, Ascomycota, Eurotiomycetes, Eurotiales, Aspergillaceae. The record is from RefSeq and is a predicted model, not a curated record. Gene Ontology annotation, molecular function: iron ion binding; heme binding; oxidoreductase activity, acting on paired donors, with incorporation or reduction of molecular oxygen.
AUGCAUGGACUAACAGACCACGUUCUUCGCAUCCUUUCUGAGCACUGGAUAGCAGUGUCUCUGACAGCCCUAGUGCUAUGGCUCCUCAAGAAUCGAUAUCAUAAUGGUCUCAAUAAGUAUCCAGGUCCGCUAUUGGCUUCUUUUACAGACUGGUGGCGCUUCUUGGAUGUCUAUGGCCGAAGGCCUGAAGUCACUCAUCGUGCUCUUCAUAAACAGUACGGCGAUGUCGUUCGUCUUGGGCCGAAUACUCUUUCUUUCUCAGAUCCUCGAGCUCUCAAGUCGAUAUAUGGUUUGAACAAAGGGUUUAUCAAGUCUGAAUUCUAUGUCGUCCAGCAAUCUAUUGCUAGAGGCCACCGCUUGCAGUCAUUGUUCAGUUCAACGGACAACGAUUUUCAUGCGAGAUUUCGCCGUUGCGUUAAUUCUGCAUUUGCCAUGUCUGCCUUAGUUCAAUAUGAGCCCUUCGUCGACAACACGACCAAGCUGUUCCUGGAACAAACAAGGAAAUAUUACGUCAACAAUCCCGAAGGUUGUGAUUUCACUCAGUGGUUGCAAUUUUACGCCUUCGAUGUCAUUGGAGAGAUUACAUACAGCAAGAGACACGGAUUCGUGGAAAAGAACAAAGACAUUGACGGUAUUGUGUCCUACCUGUCAUGGCUAUUCCUCUAUGUUGCGCCAAUUGGACAAAUCCCAUUCCUAGACAGACUUCUUCUCAAGAAUCCAAUCUACCUCAAACUCUCCCAAUGGGGCUUCAUCGAUGCCACUUUCCCCGUGGCACGAUUUGCCAGCAAUCGCAUGGCCGAGAGACUCCCAGAGCUAUCCCAAGGAAAGUCCGCUUCCGAACUGGGCGUCAAGUCGCCAGAUCUUCUCUCCAAGUUCUUAGCAGCACACGAGGCACAUCCCGAAUUCAUGAGCCAGACUCUGGUCCAGACCAUGGCUGUAAGCAUGGCUUUUGCCGGCUCCGAGACUACGGCUAUCAGUCUUUCAGCGGUAUUCUACUUUUUGCUCAAGAAUCCCGAUACUUUGAGGCGUCUUUUGUCUGAAAUUGAUGAUGCUGCUCGCGCUGGAGCCUUUGGAGACUCCGAGACGGGACUUGUCACUUGGCACGAGAGUCAGCGGCUUCCUUACCUGGACGCAUGUAUCAAGGAGGCUUUCCGGUUGCAUCCUGCUGCUGGACUUCCCCUGGAACGUAUUGUACCGGAGCAGGGCGCCGAAAUUGCUGGACAUUUCGUGCCCGGUGGUACUAUUGUUGGCUGUUCGGCUUGGCUGAUUCAUAUGAACAAGGGCAUAUUUGGUGAAGAUGCCGAGCUCUAUCGUCCUGGGCGUUGGCUUCCAGAUGAAGAGAUAAGCAAGACAGAGGCCGGCAGGGAUGCCGAAGAUCGUCGCAUCAAAGAGAUGAAUGGUACAAUGUUCCAGUUUGGAAUGGGCAGUCGUACCUGCAUUGGAAAGAAUAUCAGUUUGCUCGAGAUCUACAAGCUCGUGCCUAGCAUGUUACGACGCUUCGAGAUCCAAUUCCAAGAUCCCUCUCAAGAAUGGGAGUUGAUUAACGCGUGGUUUGUGAAGCAAAAGAACUUUACGACGACAUUCAAGCUUAGGGAUAUUGUGAAGCCAGAGAGCGAGCCUGUCCCCUCUGCCCCUUGA